AUGUCUCCAUCAGCCGACUUGAAAAAUGUUAAGGAACAGUGGGAGGCAGAGGACAUCGCGAAAACUAGAAAUGCAAUAAUGGCAAAGUUGUCUGAACGAGCGAUUCCGUCAAAACUCAUAGGGGUUGAGGAACAGUACGGCCAAGUCUUUGAUCUAUUGCAGAGGGUGAUAUCUCUCGGCGAGAGUAACUCCUGCCUUCUUAUUGGUCCGCGAGGAUCAGGAAAAACACUGAUAGUUCGUAAAGCAUUGCAGACUCUGCAAUCCAUGUACAAUGACAGCUUCAUUACUAUCUAUCUAAAUGGCUUCACCUUACCUAAUGACCGACUCGCUCUUCGCGAAAUAGCUCGUCAACUAUCGCUUGAACAUGAACUAGAAGGAAAACAUUCGUUUGCAGAUACGCUAUCCUUUGUAUUAAGUCAAUUGAAGUCAGGCUCGAAAAUUGCCAAACCCAUCAUCUUUAUGCUGGACGAGUUUGAUCUCUUCGCACAGCAUAGCAAACAAGCGUUGCUGUACAAUCUAUUCGACAUAGCAAUGAGCAAUCAGACACCGAUCGCUGUUGUUGGAAUGACUUGUAGAAUCGACGCAAUGGAUCUGUUGGAGAAGCGUGUCAAGUCACGUUUUUCUCAUCGACAGUACUGUCUGUUUCCGGCCAAGUCGUUUGAGAUCUUCUUACAGAUAGCGAGGAAUUCAUUAGUAUUGACAACAGAAAGCGAUUUGUUUGAUAACGAUGUUUUCCGCAAAAUAGUUCGACGCAUCUUUGACAUGACACGCGAUAUAAGAACAUUUUAUCGUAUAUGCUUUAAGCCGGUUGCCCAGUUAUCACAAGCGUCUCCAUUUUUAAAAGCCAGUCACUUUCAAUCGUCCAAUGAGCAACAACAAAGUGAUUCCAGAACCCAGCUUAUACGCGGCCUAUCCCUUCUGGAGAUUUGCCUCCUGGUCAGCAUAAAGCAUCUAUUAUCUCGGUCCUAUUCCACGUUUAAUUUCUCCAUGGUUUAUGACGAAUACAAAGAAUUCACAUUCUCGGAAGCAGUAAAAGGUGUCGGUAUGCAUGCUUAUAAAUGGCCGGUAGCGUUGAAGGCUUUUGAGCAUCUAAUCCAGAUGGAACUCGUAAAGCCUGUAGAAGGAGGAAUGAAAUGUUCAAAGGAGUAUAGAACGAUGAGAUUGAUGAUGGAACCAGCGGAGGUUAGAGAGGUUGUAGAGGGAUUUGAUGACGUCCCGACUUCGGUUAAAAGGUGGGUACAGAAUUAA
Messenger RNA from Paraglomus occultum, 1248 nucleotides. Lineage: Eukaryota; Fungi; Glomeromycota; Glomeromycetes; Paraglomerales; Paraglomeraceae. The record is from the annotation of a GenBank genome assembly.